UCUAACGAGAGAAGAAGAGAGGUGCGGAAGUAACGCCCUUAAAAACAAUUUAGCCACUUUAAACUGUACAAAUCUUUGCUGUUUUAUUAAAUAUUGUUUUUAAAUAUAAAAUGUGUACAGGUUGCGUGCAGAAAGAAUAUCCUGACAGGGGGAACACCUGCCUGGAUAACGGCUCGUAUCUGAUGAACUUCCAGGGAUGUGCCAACUGCCAGCAGCGAGACUUUGUGCUCAUCAGCGACAAGACGCUGGUGGAUGAAGAUGAGGAGGAGAUAGUCACUUACCUACAUAAGUGCAAGAAUUGUGACCACGUCAUCGCCAGACAUGAGUACACCUUCACCGUAGUGGACGACUAUCAGGAGUACACAAUGCUGUGUAUGCUCUGCGGGAAGGCGGAAGAUUCCAUCAGUGUGAUGCCGGAUGAUCCCAGACAGUCCGCCCCGCUCUUCUAAACCACCGGAGGAGAUGGGGCGUCUGUCUGUCUGUCUGUCUUACAAGAGCUUCCACUCGCGCAGACUUUCCUUUUAUGUUAAAAUCCUGUCUUGCCAAUUUGUUUAUUUGUUUUUAGAGCGGGAUCGAGUCAGCAAAAAUGGUCUACAGCUCAGUUUUCUGGCAUUCUCUCACACAAUCUGAUAAGCUUUAAUCCUGUUAAUAUCUGACAAGAGUGAAGAGAAAAAUAAAUAGUGAACAGAUAAACAAAUCCUGUAUGUUUUAGAGUAAAGCCUCCUGCUACGCCCCUUAAUCAUUUCAUUUAAUGAAUUUAAAAUCAGUUUAAUGUACACUGUAAACCUUUAUUAUAACUCUUUUUGUAUGCUUUGUCUAAAUAAAAUAAACGAUGCACAGUCAUGGACUACGGA
This is a messenger RNA of Clarias gariepinus (North African catfish), 854 nucleotides long. RefSeq names its product churchill domain containing 1 (gene churc1). Gene Ontology annotation, biological process: multicellular organism development; positive regulation of DNA-templated transcription; fibroblast growth factor receptor signaling pathway. The record is from RefSeq and is a predicted model, not a curated record. Lineage: Eukaryota; Metazoa; Chordata; Actinopteri; Siluriformes; Clariidae. Bases 111 to 449 code for a protein of 112 amino acids. The transcript is spliced from 4 exons. Gene Ontology annotation, molecular function: zinc ion binding.